Molecule: messenger RNA, 1431 nt
Organism: Phragmites australis (common reed)
Lineage: Eukaryota; Viridiplantae; Streptophyta; Magnoliopsida; Poales; Poaceae
Product: bark storage protein A-like
Exons: 5
Coding region: 92-1168 (358 amino acids)
Biological process (GO): nucleoside metabolic process
Molecular function (GO): catalytic activity
Source: RefSeq, a predicted model, not a curated record
CACGAACGAACGCAGCAGCACACAGAGCGCGUGGUCAGAUCCCGAUAAGGGUACACGGAAGGCGAGUGUGACCACGACACGAUACUAUACAAUGGCUGGUGUUAGGCAGAAGCUCGUAGUCGGGCUCGCGGUGGCGCUCAUGGCGGCGACGGCGGCGGAGGGGUUCAUUUCGACCAAGACGUGGCGAGCAGUACGCCGGGCGAACCGCGAGGGCGCGCCGUUCUUGGGGCUCGUCGUGCCCAACGCCUACGAAAUGGACCCCGUCCUCAAGUCACCCAGCUUCAAGCCCAGCGACGACAUCCCCAUCUUGGACGUCCAAGGGCGAAGGUUUCGGUUCGGAAGCAUCGGAGACCAAAACGUUGUCAUGGUCAUGACAGGGCUCAGCAUGCUUAACGCCGGGCUGACGACGCAGCUGCUGCUGAGCCUGUUCAAGGUGAAAGGCAUCGUGCACUGGGGCAUCGCGGGCAACGCCAACAAGGACCUCCAGAUCGGCGACGUCACCAUCCCCGAGUACUGGGCCCACCUCUCUCUCUGGAACUGGCAGCGGAACGGCGACGGGCCAGCGAACGAGCUGUCGCUGGAGGCCGCCGGCGACUACACCAGGAAGUUAGGCUUCCUCAACUUCUCCGACUACACCGUCGGGCAGGGCAACCCGGAGCUGGCGGAGAACAAGCUCAACAGCAUCUGGUACCAGCCGGAGGAGAUCUUCCCGGCCUCCGGCACGCCCGAGCAGCGCCAGCACGCCUUCUGGGUCAGCGUCAGCAAGCGCUACUACUCCCUCGCCCAGAAGCUCGAGGGGAUGAAGCUGCCGGCGUGCGUGAACGCGACGACGUGCCUGCCCCGGGCGCCCAAGGUUGUUCGCGUGAGCAGGGGUUGCAGCGCCAACGUGUUCCUCGACAACGCCGGCUACCGCCAGUUCAUCCGGUCCAAGUUCGGGUGCACCCCAGUCGAGAUGGAGAGCGCCGCCGUGGCGCUCGUCGCUCACCAGCUCGGCGUCCCCUUCCUCACCAUCCGCUCGCUCUCCGACCUGGCCGGCGGCGGCUCGGCGCUGGGCAACGAGGCCGGCACGUUCCUCAGCAUCGCCGCGCAGAACGCCGUGGACGUCAUGCUCAAGUUCGUGCCCCUCCUGGGCGGCGAGCACGCCGGCGGCCUGGGCUACGACAUGUAGAACGGUGUUCACUUUGUUGGCGUGCCACUUGCAUGGAUUCCACGCCCAACUUGUAGCGUACCGAUGCUGGGAGAAUAAUUUAGCCGUGUCGUGCCGCCGUUGUUCGUGUUUUUUCUUUUCUUCCGAAAAUCCAACUGGCCUGGCACAUGGGCUGGUUAGGAAAUUGUACGUGUGCGCGCUACUUCAAUUUCGUGUCCCAACUUGUAUCGUUGUCGAGAAUUCGGUCAUUUCGGAGGAAUAAUUAGCCGCGCACCUGUUGUUCA